Colias croceus (clouded yellow) is the source of this 1748-nucleotide messenger RNA. RefSeq names its product lipoprotein A-like. The record is from RefSeq and is a predicted model, not a curated record. The coding region runs from base 97 to 1647 and encodes 516 amino acids. The transcript has 4 exons. Gene Ontology annotation, molecular function: nucleic acid binding. Lineage: Eukaryota; Metazoa; Arthropoda; Insecta; Lepidoptera; Pieridae.
UUUAAAACAAAAUCAAAAGCGGUGUUGUUUACAUUUUUAUAAUUUUUAUGUUAAUUUAAUUUAAUAUUAACUUCAUGUGUCAAGUUAAUUGCAGCAAUGAAAUCUAAAAACUUGAAUCUUCCACGAAAGACUACUGAAAAAGAACAAACAAACAAAACAUAUGACUUUGUAAAGUAUUACAAUACAUCAGAUGGAGAUUCCGUUAAUAUAAAAGAAAAUUUAAAUAAAAGUGAUCCCAAUGAUCAUGUGAAAAAACCAAUAAAACGACGGCAAAACCCUAAUAAAAUGAAAACGAAGGGUGGAAUUGUUAAUAUGUCCAAAAUAGACAUAGAUGGUACAAAUUUAAGCGCAGAAUCAGGUAACCGAUCGCCUUUAAAUAGCAAAGCUACGUCGACACCUAACGUUAGUAAAAAUAAAAAUCCUUGCGUAAAAUCAAUCUUGAAAGGUACCUCAGCCUAUGACAGCGUAGAUACUUCCAAUGUUCCCAGUAUAAAACCUAAAAAAAGAAAUAAAUCGGUAAGCCUUAUGCUGGAGGACAAUGAAGUUAUUAUUAAAAAAACGAAAUCAAAUGAUUCUCUAAUGGCUAAGAACCAAGAUACAGUUAAGACCAAUUUAAAAAAGAGUAAGCCUAAGAGUAAACUCAUAGUUAAAGAAGAUAAGGAGAACAAUAAUUUAAAAGAAAAUAAUACAGAUAAUCAAAAAGAAAUAACUAGAAAUAAAAGGAAACAACCAGGAAAGAAAAUCAAAAAAAUACCAGUUAAAUCUGAUCAAGAAAUGGGUGGUGGUGACAAUACAAGUAUUGUAGAUAUGAGCACAAAGGCUACAGAAGAAAAAAUAAUUGUUAACACAAUGAAUGAAAAAGCAACAGAAAUAAAGAAGAAGAGAAGAAAGCGAGGCAAAAAUCUAAAACCUACAGCAGACUCUGAAAUAGAGAGCACAGAAGACAAUGUAUUACUUGAUAAACAGAAACUGAAAAAAACAAAAAAAAAUAAACAUACAGUGGAAGGCUCUGAAUCUGAAGAACCUGCAAAGAAAACUAAAAAGAAGAACAAACCAGAAGUGAUUGCCAAAGGUAUUGAAAACCUUAACAUUGGUGAUAAUGCUCACACUUUAACCAACAUGCUAGAUGAGAUGAGUGUCGACAAGAAAAAAAAGAAAAAGAUUAAAAAAAACCCAAAAAUUUUGGCUUCUACUGAAUUGAAGCCUGAAUUAAACACUGAUGAAGUGAAGAAAUCAAAGAAGAGAAAGAAUAAAAAGAAAAAUCGUAAUUUAAAUGCUGCAGUACUUGUACAGAAUUUGCCAUUUUCUAUAAUUCUCAACUACCGGCAAUUAUUAAAAGAGCACUUCUCCAAAUUUGGAAAUGUUCAGAAUAUUGGAAUUGCAGACUUGAAGUGUGAUGGAGAGGAUCCAAAGCCAAUAUUUACAACCAGGAUAUUCUUCACAACUCCAAAGGAAGCACUGGCUGCUGUUGCAGAAGACAAAACAGUUUUUGAAAACAACAUAAUACGCAUAAAGAAAUACGUAGCGCCUGCAGAGAGACGAGCCACCUGGGUGAAUACCAUGAGGUAUAGGAAACCGGGAGAAAAAGAUCAAACAAAACCUGAGCCUGAGAAAAUGGCGCCCGAAGUUGACAGUGACAGCGAUUAAGUUGGCGGGAAAAUACUUGGAACAUUGUUACUAUUCAUAGUUCUAAUAAUUUUGAUCAUGUAAAGUGUUUUUAUUAAUAAAAAAAAAGUUUUUAAGUAUUA